Molecule: messenger RNA, 1719 nt
Organism: Leopardus geoffroyi (Geoffroy's cat)
Lineage: Eukaryota; Metazoa; Chordata; Mammalia; Carnivora; Felidae
Gene: FTMT
Product: ferritin mitochondrial
Exons: 1
Coding region: 308-1036 (242 amino acids)
Biological process (GO): intracellular iron ion homeostasis; iron ion transport
Cellular component (GO): mitochondrion; cytoplasm
Molecular function (GO): ferrous iron binding; ferric iron binding
Source: RefSeq, a predicted model, not a curated record
ACUUAGAUGAAAUAAGUUACAAACGCCCAAGGGCAGAAAUGGGGCAAUGUUUCGUUAAAUGGAGUUGUCAGGAUUAUCCGUCUGCGCCCAACCGCGACAGGCGCGCGCGCCACACCGCGACAGGCGCGCGCGCCCCCGCCGCCCUCCGCCUGGAACUCGGCGCCUCUCGAAGCGAAGGCGUGUGUGUGUGACGCAGUCGCCAUCGCCUAGGGCUGCGUUCUGAUGCAGAAGCCCGUGAAGCCCUGGUGCCCGACCGCGCGGUGAGCCGCCCGGGCCUCAGUUUCCCGACUUCUAAAGAAGGGGAACCAUGCCGCCCUGUUUCUUGUUCCUCUCUAAGCAGAUCAGCAGUUCGCUAGUGUCCCUGCGCAGCGCGCGUCGAGGCUUCGCGCUCCGACCGCUCUGGGUCUCCUGGCGCCCCUCGGGUCCCCAGCCCGCCGCCCCCCGCCGCCCGCUGGCCGCAGCCACCUCCUCCCGGGACCCUGCCGGGCCCACCUCCGCCCCCUCCCGAGUGCGGCAGAACUUCCACCCCGACUCCGAGGCCGCCAUCAACCGCCAGAUCAACCUGGAGCUCUAUGCGUCCUAUGUGUACUUGUCUAUGGCCUAUUACUUCUCCCGAGAUGACGUGGCCCUGAACAACUUCGCCAGAUAUUUCCUUCGUCAGUCUCGGGAGGAGACCCAGCACGCCGAGAAGCUGAUGAGGCUGCAGAACCAGCGGGGAGGCCGGAUCUGCCUGCAGGACAUCAAGAAACCUGACCUGGACGACUGGGAGAGCGGGCUGAAUGCCAUGGAGUGUGCGCUGCUCUUGGAAAAGAAUGUGAACCAGUCGUUGCUCGAAUUGCACACUCUGGCCUCAGACAAAGGUGACCCCCAUUUGUGCGACUUCCUGGAAACUCACUAUUUGAAUGAACAGGUGAAAUCGAUCAAAGAACUAGGUGACCACGUGCAAAACUUGGUUAAGAUGGGGGCCCCGGCUUCUGGCCUGGCAGAGUACCUCUUUGACAAGCACACCCUUGGAAAUGAAAACGAUCACAACUAAGCCACAGGCUGCCUUCCUUGCUGCCCAUGGUGUGCCAAGACCCAGAGUCAGCUGACUCCUGCUUUCUUGCCCUUAAAAUGCACCUCCACCUUUAUAUCCUGUUAAACUGUCCCAAUCAAGUGACUUGUGGAGAAAAUGUAUUUAGCCUCCAGUUAACAAGGGCUUUUUUUUUUUUUUCUUCCUGUCCAACAUCAAGAUAAUUUUUCUAACCUGUAAAGUAGCCCAGGAUACUAUGGUAUAAAAAAAGACUGGGAAACAGCUACUGAAAAGUAGAUACAAACUUUCUCCAGUUACCAAAUAUUAUUCCAGACCAUGAGCCUUCACUAAAAUUCUGUGAUCUUCUACUGAACAAGUGCCUGUUAUUUUCAAGACUUUAUGCUAAAGGCUAAAAUUGGGAAGAUGUGUAAGAUAAAUAUACAAACAACUAUAACAAGUUGAAGAAUAUGUAUAGUACUAUAAAGUACUGUGAAAACCAUACAUGAAAAAUUCUGUGACAACGUUUACCCUUUCCCGGUAUUUUCCAAGAAAAAAAUAAUGUCUGGAGAUGAUCUGUUUCUAAAAGAUUUUGUGAUCAAAUUCAAGGAAAGCUACACAAAGUGUCGAUACUGGCCUUAGGAAGUUAUGACACAUAUGAACAUUUUAAGGGCUCUGGGAAGUCUGAGAAUUAAAAACAUCUUGGAUUA